CAUAUCUCAAGAUGUUCGUGUCGGAUAGGUUUGCCUAGAGAUUUAUGGUUUCUUCAUCUUGUUAUCCUUUACGAACCUGGAAUCACGGCCUCUACAUCUUCAAUGGACAAACGUAUAGAAAUACAGUGAAGCUGGUCAACUUUCGUUCAUCAUGGGACUCGCUCCUAGUUUUCCAAUCAAAACGCAACCGAUGAAUUUUGUAUCAGUUCUGGCUUUUGACACCUCAGGGAAACGGCGGAAACAUUUCCGGCAGAGAAACGAUAUUACCGAGUUCGAAUCCCUCACCAGUAAGUAUUUCGGUCGCUUUGUUGAGGAGAGACAAAAGGCACAAGAAGCGAAAGAAAAGUUCAACGACCUUGUCGGUUUGGCGGCUCGUUUCCCGCAGUGGCAUGAGAGUGACAUUGCCGACUUCAGGUCUAUGUUCAUGAAUUUCGAUCAGAACCACGAUGGCUUGAUAGACUUCCCAGAACUUGACAAAGCUCUCAACGAGUUAGGGGAUACAUCUGCCUAUCAAGUCCGCAAACGCAAAUUUGACGAGAUUGACGAGGACCACUCUGACAGUAUCGACUUCGAGGAAUUCCUUCACUUGAUCGACAAUGUAAUGAUGUCAUCUGAAGAGGGUAUCUCUGGCGCCCUCGGUGAUAUGUGCAAACGGGAAAGCCAAAACGCCAACAUCCUGCGUCAUCUGUCCAUCGAACAGCAAAUGACAGCGGGGCUAUUUUAAUCAUACGUGGGUUGGAAAAAAAAUGAACAUUGUUAUUUGUGUGGUCCGAUAAUAAUAAAUGCUGCAGGAGUGGAUAUCACUUAUUGCAAAGUAUUCUUUUUUACAACGUUGGUUUUAUGACAAAAGUGUACCGUUGAUAAAAGUGGUUUAGAAAAAAAAUGGCCUCUUGGUGACUCAGACAGAUUGAUAUUUAACAGCCCCUUCUCUGUAGAUUUAUAAUGCAUAAAGCUCGCAGUGCGCAAGUAAUAACGCCCAAUAGUUGUGUCAAAGGAUUUCCAUAACGCGUCAUUACCCAACAUGCAUUUUGAAAGUGAGAGCUUUAUGUGUUUAAAGUGUAUAGAUACAACUGGAGCACAUGAUCCAAGCAAAGAUCAAUUAGAGUAAUUAAUUGAUCUGAGCUAGUGGCGAAGUAGGCUCUGAUUGGUGCCCGAGUUUGAAUAAUUCAUCAACCUCUCUAUACCGUGAUUCAACGAUAAUGUAUUGCUCUCGCAUAAUUUGUUUUUCGAAAUAAAGGAAAUAGCAUUUACAGCUCGCUGCCCCAGCUGAUUAAUAGAAAUGAAUCUCUCUCAGUUUUAAGCAUGAUCUAUUUAUAAUGCUGGUGAUUAUCGUCAUUAUUUUAGUUAGUUUUUGUUCCUUUUCCUCUUUAAAUCCUCUUAAAUGUUGUAUUCUGAUUGAAAACAAGAAUUAUCAUUUUAUCAUUUUUAAUUUUUUAUCCUGUCGUUUCUCCCUGAUAGAUGUUGCAAAAGCAAAAUCUGAUGCCAUUCAUUUCAUCAAUAUUUCAGCACAAUCUGCCCCAAUAUUUUUGAGAAUCGGCAUCUCGUGUAACCUAUCUCCGAUGAAACCGAAAGGGCAGCAGAAUGUAGGCCUACAUGUACGUGCACAAUGAACCGCAACACACUAGGUUAUAAAAGUCUGAGUCCACCAACAGAUUUUGUUGAAAAUGUUGGACAAAUACAAGACCAUGUCACUGAGA
Acanthaster planci (crown-of-thorns starfish) is the source of this 1697-nucleotide messenger RNA. RefSeq lists its product as uncharacterized. The record is from RefSeq and is a predicted model, not a curated record. Gene Ontology annotation, molecular function: calcium ion binding. Lineage: Eukaryota; Metazoa; Echinodermata; Asteroidea; Valvatida; Acanthasteridae.